Molecule: messenger RNA, 498 nt
Organism: Trichobilharzia szidati
Lineage: Eukaryota; Metazoa; Platyhelminthes; Trematoda; Strigeidida; Schistosomatidae
Source: the annotation of a GenBank genome assembly
AUGGUACUUCCAUCGUUUGACCUACUAUCGAGUGCAUCUGAAAAACUUAGUGAAUUAGAAACAGCUCUUGAAGAAUUAGAUCAAAUCAAGCUGUUCACAGAUGUUGGUAGACGUAGGAGAAGGCGAAGAAAUGAAGCCUUGUAUGGUAUGGGUUUCGAAUCAGAAGAUCAUGAUUAUUACAUACCUGUGGAAUCAUGCUGUGAUAUUGCCUUCUAUACUGAAGAAGAAUACAAAAAGCAUUUAGAUAGUCAUAUUGAAGUUCAUGAUAGUGGUCUGUUUGAUACAAUCUAUCGUCAAACAUGUGAUAAAUCUGUAAAAAUUUGGAGAGAAAGUCGCAAAAGGUUAGAAUCAUCUUUUGACGUAUUUACUAACUAUUGUUUCAUUUGCAUACAUUAUUCAAUAAUUGCACCUUCAACAUUGUCAAAACUAGAGGAACACCGAGAAGAGAAAAAAGUGACAUCAGUGGCUAUAAAGAGUAAUGUUUUUAUUGGCAAAUAA